Messenger RNA from Soboliphyme baturini, 921 nucleotides. NCBI's taxonomy places the organism in Eukaryota, Metazoa, Nematoda, Enoplea, Dioctophymatida, Soboliphymatidae. The record is from the annotation of a GenBank genome assembly.
AUGGUAGAAGAUGCGUACGGUGAAAGAGACGGCUUAAAAGACCACUGCCAGAAAGUGGAAUGGGAACUCGGCGAAACUCGCCAACGAACGAACGACGCCCAGUGGAGAAUAGGUGAACUGGACGCAGAGGUCAAUGCAAAGAACAGCGAGUUGACCAACCGAGCGGAGCGAAUCAGCUGGUUGGAAUGUGAACUGCAGAACACGAGAAAAGCCCUUGAUGAUACGAAAUGGAGAUGUGGGGAGCUCGAAGCUCAGGCGGAAAAGUCAAAAGGAAUCGAAGUGAACUUGCAACAAGCCGAACGAAAGAUCCACGAUCUUAUGCAGGAAAAUGCGAAUUUUAAGGGUGCCUUACAAGAAAUGCACCACACAAAGAGUUUACCCACGUUAAAACGUCAGCAAAGCUCCCAGGACGAAGCGUACGAUGAGCUAACGGUGGAACUGCGCAGCGUCCAUCAUCGCAAAUACGAACUGGAAACGCAACUCAUGGAACUGACCAGCGAAUACAGAGGACUGCAACAAGUUCACGCGGGAUUUGAAGAACGCAUCAAAGCCCUGAACAUGGAACUUGAAGCCCUCCGAGAAAAAUACGGGAAAAUCGAGUGGGCCAAUGGCGAGCUGGAGGCCGAAAAGCACCGCCUACAGGACGCGGUGAAUCGAACUAACGAUCACAUUUGCUGUUUACAGGAAGAACUUAACAACGCUCACAGCGAGAUCAAUUCCCUGCAGAAUAAGGACAGGACAAAGCAUAUGAAGUGGCUAGAAGAUGAGAAGAGACGACUGGAUCAAGAAUGUGAAUCGUUGAACAGACAACUGAGCGAAACCAGUGACCGUGCCAGAUGGCACGAAGGCGAAAACGGGUAUUUCAAAAACCAGCUGAAAGACGCGUACGCAAAGAUCGAAUGGCUAGAAAGCGAGACAGGA